This is a messenger RNA of Dreissena polymorpha, 2154 nucleotides long. RefSeq names its product outer mitochondrial transmembrane helix translocase-like. The record is from RefSeq and is a predicted model, not a curated record. Gene Ontology annotation, molecular function: ATP binding; ATP hydrolysis activity. Gene Ontology annotation, cellular component: mitochondrial outer membrane. Bases 331 to 1575 code for a protein of 414 amino acids. The transcript is spliced from 10 exons. NCBI's taxonomy places the organism in Eukaryota, Metazoa, Mollusca, Bivalvia, Myida, Dreissenidae.
GUUUAAACAAAAAGAGUUUGUCAUGUAGUUUGCAAGAAUAAACAUGACACUAAUCAAAAUCAGCUGUCAUUGCCCCUUCUUUUUUCGGCCGUCUUCAAGUGUAACCCGUGUCAGCGCAUCGUUUUAUUAUAGUCUUUAACUUUAUUAUAUUUCAGUUAUUAAGAAGUGACAACCUAUGAUCACCCUAUCAAUAUCACCAAAAUAUAAAACAAAACACUCGUCUUAACGGGAAAACAUGCAUCGGUGUAAAAUGUGUUUAUUUAUGCAGAGAGUACAGACUCUAGUUUCAGUAUAAUGUAACCUUGAGAUCAUAGAACAACAACAACAAAAAUGGAGGAAACUAAAAUGGAGCUGUUUUUUAAUAAAGUGAAAGAAAGUUUUGCUAGUCUUUUAAAAAGACUGAAAGCCAAUAGAAUAACACCAGAUGACGAAACAGUUCACAAUAUUUUCCAUUCUGUUCCAUCAGAUGUUGCCACUCACACAUCAAAAGAAAUGGCCCGAAGGGAAAUCAUUUCCAAAGUCAUUACAUCAUUACUGGGUCUUGCAGCAUCCAUAGGUGCAACUUACUGGUGUGUAAACUACAUGGUCAAUGCCAUGGAUCCCACGAAAAAAGAGAAGCAGAAAUCAAGAGAAAGAGCAGAAGCAAUGCUACAGAGGCUGGGAGUCACCAAUGUGAAGCUCACAGAUUAUGAGCUUUGCAUUGCUGCUAACCUAGUGGAUCCUACAGCCAUGACUGUUUCCUGGGAAGACAUUGGCGGCCUGGAAGAGAUCAUUGAUCAAAUACAAGAUACAGUUAUCUUUCCAUUCAGAAGGCGUGACCUGUUUCAGAGGUCUUGUUUAGUACAGCCACCAAAAGGUGUUUUGCUGUAUGGACCACCAGGUUGUGGGAAGACCAUGAUAGCAAAAGCAACUGCAAAGGCUGCAGGUGCCAGGUUUAUUAAUCUACAGAUCUCGUCCCUGGUUGAUAAGUGGUACGGCGAGUCACAGAAAAGAGCAGAAGCAGUGUUUUCAUUGGCAAUAAAACUACAGCCAUCAAUUAUAUUCAUAGAUGAGAUUGAUUCUUUCCUGCGCUCCAGAUCGGGUAAUGACCAUGAGGCGACAUUGAUGAUAAAGACCCAGUUCAUGAGUUUCUGGGAUGGGCUGAGUACUGAUCCCAGCUGUCAGGUGAUGAUAAUGGGCGCCAGCAAUCGACCGCAGGACGUGGACGCAGCCAUUCUCAGGCGUAUGCCAUGCAUGUUCCGUAUUGGCAUGCCGGCUAGACAACAAAGAACUGACAUUUUAUCCUUGAUAAUGGAAAAUGAAGAGGUGGAUGCAAACAUCGACUACACCAGACUAGGCGACCUCACGGAUGGGUUCUCUGGUAGUGAUCUACGUGAGGUGUGCAGGGUAGCCGCCCUCAAUAGGAUACACAGCUAUGUGGCAGACGCACGGCAGCAGUAUGGAAAUGAAUACUGUGAUCUAGUCCAAGGUGAAAUGCGCAAAAUAAGUUUAGACGACUUGGAGUUUGGGGUGAACAAGCUUAGAACAGCAAAACAGACCAUGGCAGGAUCUGUAUCACAGCUACAACUAGAUUAAGACUGACUCUUUAGCCGUGUUUUUCAUUUUAACAUGCAUUCCCUUUCUGUGAGACAAUACAUUCAUCUUCAUGCAAUGGUCACUAGUCCAUGAGUUUAUAACUUUUGCAAAGGAUUAAAAAUUGUAUUAAUGAAGAAAAAGAUUGAAUCAGUAUUAGUUAAGACAAACAGUCUCUGGUUGUAAUAAAUUUUGUCAAUGUUGUCUGCCCUAUUGCAUAACAUAACAUCUAUGGCAACAUUUUAUGGAGCUAUUAUUUAAUUGAUGGUUUGUGUGUUGUUGCAUGAUAAAAAUAUUGUUUAAAAAUAAAAUGCAGAUAUUUUAUGUUCAUUAUAUAGUUUGAAGUGUAAAAAAUAAAUAUUUGUCAGGUUAUUUAAUUGUGAGAAAAUCCUUUAUUUAUACAUAUAAAUAUUGUAAUGUUAUUAUUUGAUGGGUAAUAGUCACUCUGCAAUUUCAUUUGUGGACAAACAGAAACUAGGUUUCAAAUGUGCUUUUUAUAAUUUAAUAUUUAUAUGAAUGUUAUAUUUUGUUUAAAAUAAUUUAAUGGAAACAUAUUGUCUAUAAUAAAAAAAUGCUUGUAAA